This is a messenger RNA of Erigeron canadensis, 973 nucleotides long. Its product is annotated as 60S ribosomal protein L10a-1-like. Gene Ontology annotation, molecular function: structural constituent of ribosome; RNA binding. The transcript is spliced from 6 exons. Bases 157 to 807 code for a protein of 216 amino acids. The record is from RefSeq and is a predicted model, not a curated record. Gene Ontology annotation, biological process: translation. Gene Ontology annotation, cellular component: large ribosomal subunit. NCBI's taxonomy places the organism in Eukaryota, Viridiplantae, Streptophyta, Magnoliopsida, Asterales, Asteraceae.
ACAAGGCCCACCCACUGUGACUUAGGGUUUCACAUCCCUCGUAGUAUAUCAUAUCAUAUAUCAUCAGCAGCUGUUUUAUUGGCACUUCCAAACCCUAUUUGCAGGGUUCUUACCACACUAGAAGUCAAGUCUUUAAGUGCAGGAAAAUUUCUCAAAAUGAGUAAGCUCUCGAGUGAGGCCCUUAGAGAGGCGAUUACCCAAGUUACGACUGAGGCCAAGGAAAAGAAACGUAACUUCACUGAAACCAUUGAGCUUCAGAUUGGUUUGAAGAACUACGAUCCCCAAAAGGACAAGCGUUUUAGUGGUACCGUCAAGUUGCCACACAUUCCUCGUCCCAAGUUGAAGGUUUGCAUGCUCGGAGAUGCCCAGCAUGUUGAAGAGGCACAAAAGAUUGGCCUCGAAUACAUGGAUGUUGAGAGCCUGAAGAAGCUGAACAAGAACAAGAAGUUGGUGAAGAAGCUUGCUAAGAAACACCAAGCUUUUUUGGCUUCUGAGUCUGUCAUCAAGCAGAUUCCUCGUCUGUUGGGACCUGGCUUGAACAAAGCAGGCAAGUUCCCUACUCUUGUUUCCCACCAGGAGUCUCUUGAGGCUAAGGUUAACGAGACCAAGGCAACUGUGAAGUUUCAACUGAAGAAGGUUCUCUGCAUGGGAGUUGCUGUUGGUAACUGCAGUAUGGAGGAGAAGCAGAUAUUCCAGAAUGUGCAAAUGAGUGUUAACUUUCUAGUUUCAUUGCUGAAGAAGAAUUGGCAAAAUGUGAGGUGCUUAUACUUGAAGACAACAAUGGGAAAGCCAGUCCGCAUCUUUUAAGGAGUUAUUUUUAUGUUUUCAUUUGUGUUAAUGUUAAGCUCAGAGCUUGAAGAAAAUAUUUGUCAGGAACAUGAAAUAGUCUUUUUUGGCUUCUUGCAUGGUUGUUUGGUACUAAAUUUUGAGACAUAUCUUUGUUAUCAAUGUUAUUUAUCUAUUAGUGCCUCUA